UUAACCAGAUUGACACAUUGACAUCUGACCUGCAGCUGGAGGAUGAGAUGACAGACAGUUCCAAAACUGACACGCUGAACAGCAGCUCAAGCAGCACAACAGCGUCCAGCUUGGAGAAAGUCAAAGUGCGUGCCAAUGCACCUCUCAUCAAGCCCCCAGCACACCCAUCUGCCAUUCUCACUGUACUGAGGAAACCCAAUCCACCACCACCUCCACCACGGUUGACUCCUGUGAAGUGUGAAGACCCUCACAGGCCAGUUCCUUCUGCCAAUCCUGUAAAGACUAAUGGGACCCUACUUCGAAAUGGAGGUUUAUCAGGAGGACCAAACAAGAUUCCUAAUGGGGAUGUAUUUUGCAUACCUAAUAGUAACUUGGACAAAGUUCCAAUGCAUCCUCUGAUUCAUAGACCUGAUAAACACAGGUGUCCUCAAACAGGAACACGGGAACGAGUGCGAUUUAGUGAGAAAGUGCAGUACCAUGGCUAUUGCCCUGACUGUGAUGUUCGGUAUAACAUUAAAAACAGGGAGAUCCACUUACAUAGUGAGCCGGCCCACACACUAGGAAAGCUUCCUCACCAAUGUCCUCCUUUACCACCGCCACCUCCCCCUCUCCCUCCAUUGCCUCUAGAAAAUGGAGGGUUGGGAAUAAGCCCCAGUAAUAGCUUUCCCCCUCUCAGACCUGCAACUGUGCCUCCACAAACUGCACCAAAACCCCAGAAGACCAUCUUGAGAAAGUCAACCACUACGACAGUGUGAUGUAUGCCACUUGAAAAACUGUUUGUUUUUUUCCUAUAUAUAAACAUGAACAAAUAGGUAAUGAGCACUUUCUACUCAAGCAAUAAAAAGCCCAAAUAUAUUACAUCCUGUGUUCAGUGAAGUGGCAUAAAAAUCAUAUGAUCAAAGCUGGGGAUAAAACCUGGUUCAAAAACUGCAGGAGAGUAACAGUGUUUUAGCAUCUAGUCUCUGGAGUGGAAGGAUGCAAAAAUUGGAGAGCUCCUUCAGGCUGGAAGGAAUAUCUACAUUUGGGGGCAUAUCAGUUUUUCUUUGAUGUUGGAUUCGUCAUUGUUACUUCUUGCUGGCCAGCUCUGAUGAAAGUAACCUGACCCUCCUUGGAGCAUGGAAGCCCUUAGAGUCAGAGCACAACUAAUUACUGGUGUAAUCUGCAUGAAACCAUCUGCCUCAGAUCUGACAGCUAUGAGCUGAGCCCUGACAAAAGCCACAGCCUUAAAUUCUACUCACUCGUAAAGAAGAAUAAAGUGGACUAAAUACCUUGCCCCAUUACAGAAACAACUGUCUCCAAGCCUGACACUUGAGGAGUUCAGUACUGAGCAAUUAGAGUAACAAACAAUAAAUCAAUUUUUCAUGCAGUCCAGCCAGCAUCCAAAAAAUAUUUAAAUAUGUAGCCAAAAGGAAACAUGAAGCACUUAAGUGAUUGCAGGAAAAGCAAUGCAUGUACUACAACAGAGGAAUAUUGCUAUUUGUGGGGAAAGAAGACCUCUGCCAUCCCUUGUACAUAUUCAAAGCCAUAGAAGAACGUAGCAUCAGUGAUGCUAAAAUGCUUGAAAGAAUGUUGUCUCCUGUUCUCCACCCAAAUCAGAAGAAAAAAAAUUAGCUGUUACAGAUUGCAUCUCAAUGCACUUCUAAUAUUUGCACUGUCACUUCCAUUCAGGGUAAUGAUGUGUGCCAUCAUUUGCACAGAUGGCCCCAUGAGAUUUUUAGACUGCAACAAGCUGUAUCUUGCAGGGGGUCCAAAAGGAAUUAAAAAGUAAAAAGCUGAAGAAAAGGAAUGCUCUCUUACAGUGAGGAUUUCUCUCCACAGGAAAAUAGUCCUUCUUAAGAUUAAAAAAAUAUGUAUAUGAAAAAAGCAUCGAAGUGAUAAAGUGGAUUUAAAAAGGGAUCUAAUAUUUUUUUUAAUAAAAUUCAUUUUAUAUCAUAGUAACAGCCAAGAGAUUGAACCUAUUGAACUAUACACCCAGAAUGUUCCUGCUGGACAUUGACAGUAUCCUCCUAGAAAAUAUGAAAGAAAAAAGUCAUUUGUAAUAUGUAUUUGACAUAUAGUAAUUUUUAUAACCAUUUAUCUAUGCUUCAUGGAGGAAUGUAAAAGACAAACAAACAGCAUUUUCAGUUUAUUUUUCUAAAUAAAUGUGUUGUUUGUGUUAUUUGCAGUCACUUAUUUUAGAUGGUUUUCAUUACCCCAAAAAAGGAUUUA
Molecule: messenger RNA, 2208 nt
Organism: Chelonoidis abingdonii (Abingdon island giant tortoise)
Lineage: Eukaryota; Metazoa; Chordata; Testudines; Testudinidae
Source: RefSeq, a predicted model, not a curated record